Zonotrichia leucophrys gambelii is the source of this 4042-nucleotide messenger RNA. RefSeq names its product ferrochelatase (gene FECH). Gene Ontology annotation, cellular component: mitochondrion. Gene Ontology annotation, molecular function: protoporphyrin ferrochelatase activity. The record is from RefSeq and is a predicted model, not a curated record. NCBI's taxonomy places the organism in Eukaryota, Metazoa, Chordata, Aves, Passeriformes, Passerellidae. Gene Ontology annotation, biological process: heme biosynthetic process. Bases 39 to 1271 code for a protein of 410 amino acids. The transcript is spliced from 11 exons.
GUGUGAGGCGAGGGGCGGCGGCGGGGCUGUCUGAGGGAAUGCGAGCGGCCAAGAUGGCUGCCGCUGCUGCCGCUGCCGCGCGUCACCUGCUGAGGAGCUGCAGCCAGCUGCGGGUGCCGCUGCGAUGGAGAGGCCAGGCCACGGCGGCGGCGGUGACGGAGAGCGCGCGGCCGCGGGAGCAGCCCCAGGAGCGGAAACCUAAGACAGGGAUCUUGAUGUUGAACAUGGGAGGCCCGGAGCGGCUGGACGACGUCCACGAUUUCCUGCUGCGUCUCUUCCUGGACAGGGAUCUGAUGACCCUUCCCGUUCAGAACAAGCUGGCCCCGCUGAUCGCCAGGCGCCGCACGCCCAAGAUCCAGGAGCAGUACAGCCGCAUCGGCGGCGGCUCCCCCAUCAAGAAGUGGACGGCGCUGCAGGGAGAGGGCAUGGUGAAGCUGCUGGACAGCAUGUCUCCUGGCACUGCCCCUCACAAGUACUACAUCGGGUUCCGCUACGUGCACCCGCUGACCGAGGAGGCCGUGGAGCAGAUGGAGAGGGACGGCAUCCAGAGGGCCAUCGCCUUCACGCAGUACCCCCAGUACAGCUGCUCCACCACAGGAAGCAGUUUAAAUGCCAUUUAUCGCUACUAUAACCAGAGAGGGGAGAAGCCCAAGAUGAAGUGGAGCAUAAUUGACCGAUGGCCCACACAUCCCCUUCUCAUUCAGUGCUUUGCCGAUCACAUCCAGAAGGAGCUGAACCUGUUCCCGCCAGACAAAAGGAAAGAGGUGGUCAUCCUCUUCUCAGCGCACUCGCUGCCCAUGUCUGUGGUGAACCGUGGAGAUCCCUACCCUCAGGAAGUGGGAGCUACUGUCCAGAGGGUCAUGGAGAAGCUCAACUACUCCAACCCUUACAGGCUGGUGUGGCAGUCCAAGGUUGGACCAAUGCCCUGGCUUGGUCCCCAGACAGACGAGACCAUUAAGGGCCUGUGCCAGCGAGGAAAGAAGAACAUGCUGCUGGUCCCAAUAGCAUUUACCAGUGACCACAUUGAGACUCUGUAUGAGCUGGACAUCGAGUAUGCCCAGGUUUUGGCCAACGAGUGUGGAGUUGAAAACAUCAGAAGAGCGGAGUCUCUCAAUGGAAACCCACUCUUCUCCAAGGCCCUGGCAGACCUGGUGUGCUCCCACCUGCAGUCCAACGAGGUGUGCUCGCGGCAGCUGACGCUGUGCUGCCCGCUGUGCGUCAACCCCGUGUGCCGGGAGGCCAAGGCGUUCUUCAGCAGCCAGCCCCUGUGAGCAGCCAGCAGGGCACGCACGGCCUGCUCGGGGCAUCCUUCUGCAGUGUCCUUGGGUUGUAGGAAGUGGGGAGAUCAGGGCAUUUAUCCUGUCAGGCGUGAGGAGAUCUCCUGUCAUCCGACCCCGAUGGGACUUAUUGUGAGCCCAGCAGGACGCACUGAAAAUCCUACACAGCUUUCCUACAGUUAGCUUCUAUUUCUAUGCAGGGAUUUAUUGUGUGCGGGGUGGUCAGGAGCUCGUUAACUUGGCCAGGUUGAAGGUGCACUGAUUUUGGUUUUGCUUGAGGUGCAGUGUCAGCAGCACAGUCUGUUGUCUGUUCUGAGAGGGACUUUGCAGCUGGCUUUGGAGACUUUGGAGAUCAGGUUACUUCUAGUGCUUUUUAAUAAGGUGUGUAUGUGUAUAUAUUGUUUUUCUUUUUUUUUUUUUUUAGAGCAUAAAGAUAAGGCUUUGUUUUGUUUUGGUUUUCUCCUGCCGGAAACUUCCUGUGAAAGCUUAGCUGGGAUAGUAGAACGCACAAAACUUGUUUACAUUUUCUAGGAAAAACAUUUUCAUUAUCUGCAGGAAAGUAUUUGAAGAGUAUAAAUUGAAAGGAAUUAGGGAAUUAGCCUGCUUGGGUGAUACUGGAGAAUUUGCUCCAUUGAAACUGCGUGUUUCAAGUCUAGCCAGGAGCAUGUGUGGAAACAUGUUGGCUUAUCUGUUAAGCAGAAUGAGUUUUUAUUUUUAUUAAAAAAGGGCUUUUUCUGUUCGGUGAAGUAAAUGUAGGAAGUCAGGCGUGUUCUCCAGGAGGUUUAUAGACCCACUCUGUGCUUUCUACUGUGCCACAGUGCUGUGGCUGUGUGGGGUGCCUAUGGAGUGCCGUGGGUAGGACUGAUCUGGCUGGAUUGCUGAUGCUCAAACGAUGGGUCAGGAGUGGUUUGGCUCUCAGCUGCAGGUGCCUGGGCACAGGAGGCUGCCAGCCCCAGCAGGGCCGUGCUGCAGGGCCCUGGCACCGGCCGUGCCCCCUCCUGCCCACCUGCCUGCAAAGCUGUGACCGUGGCACUGAGCCCUGCGUGGGGCAGCCUGCUGGCACCUCCUUGGGCACCCGUUUACUUGAUGUCCUUAGCACUGAAAUGCCAGGCCUGGGCACUGCAGGCUGGUUCCUGGGAAGCGGAUGCCGUGCUGCUCAGCCAGGCUGAUGUGCUCAGCAGUUUGCACCCCAGGUCCUUGGGGAACAGGGUGUUUGUUUAAAGAGAGAAGAGGCCUCCUGUGGUGUGUCAGGGGUCUGUCCCGUUCUGGUUUGUUGCUGGAAUCAAGGAUGGGGUACCAAAGGAACGGGUGGAUCCCGUGCUGAGCACCCAUGGAGUGCUGAAAUCCCAAAUACCUCUGGAGAGCUGCUUGCUCCACUGCCAUACCUGCUUCCCAGGGUGAGACACACUGAGAUUCCUCAGUGCCAGAACCUCCUGCAGCACCCUGCUCCCCACACAAAGUCUUCCUUGAGCCCUCAUGCCUGUGCCUGUUUCAGUGGCAGGGAGCCAGGAGCUUCUCUCCUCCCUCCUCUCCCUCCCCCUGGGCGCUGCUCGCACCCUGGGCAGGGAACAGGAGCACCAAUGUCCAGGAUGUCUGGGAACACUGGCCUUACACCUCUCCUUGAUAAAGAACUUCCUCUGUUUCACCUCUCUGCGUGACACCUUGGGAUCAGUGCAAAGCAGUGAAAUCUUCCUGCCCACUCCUGUUUCCCCACAGCUGGGGGGAACGUGGACCUUCAGGUGGUCCAGGCUGCGACCACCACAUUCACAAGUGUGGAAAGCAGAGGUUAACAUCACAUGAACCUUGUGGUAUUAUAAAUACAGCUGGCUUUUCAUUUUCAUACUGGAGAGAGUCCUGUAAAUACUAGCUGGCACUGAUUCUGAGGCAUUACAUUUGUCCCCAGUAAUAAAAGGUACUUAAAAUUCACUUUUGAGUGUUCUAACCACAAGCGGGAUAAUUACUCUGUUGCUGCUAUUACAGCAUCAUGUGGAAAUCACUUAAUUUCCCAGCUUUUAUCAGAUGGAGCCUGUCUCACAGAGCUGGUGGUGCUGCUUGCUGUCAGAGGGUGGUUCUCUCAAGGUUUCUGAGGGGUUCCUCGUCUCCCAGGCCGAUGGCCCGCGGGUUGGGUGAGUGUGUGCCCUGAGGAGAGAUGGAUCCGUGGUGCAGGCGCCUUCCUGAGCCCUGUCAGAGCUGUGUCCCCCUGAGUUUGCAGCUCACCCAGCGCUGUGGAGCUCUGGCCUCAGGAUAUCGACUGGAAAUUGGGGAGUUAGGAACAGCCCGUGGUGUCCUGAGGGAAGAAAUGGGAGGGAAAGGGGUGAGCUUGUUUUCCUGCUUUAACACUCUGCAGUUUGGCUUAUUUUUUCAUGAUUGAGUGGAUUUUUCUUUUUGAGUGUGUUUUUAAGCUGUCCCUGGGUCCUCGCUGCAUUUCAGAGAAGGUGCUGUGGCGCCAGAGGGGUGUGGGUGGUGGCAGAGCCGGGCUCCUGCUGUCCCCUGGCAUGGGGUGGCACAGCUGGGCUCGGUGGGGCCUGGAAGCUCAGGGAGUUCUCCCUUCCCACCACCAUCACCUUGGAGAGCCAGCUGCAGGCCAGAGCAGCUCCUCUGGCUCUGUUAAUGCCACAUGUGUGCAGAGCCUUGCUUUCGGCCUGACAUAUGCAUUUCACAUUGACCAAGGACUUCCAUUUGAUGUAGCACAGCAAAUUUGGAUACUCCUUCUGUGUGUCAUUUGCCAUAAGGAUGGAAUUCCAAUUAAAGUUCUUUUGAGGAAA